AUGUCGCGUCUGUGUAAUUUAAGAUUUUGUUCCAUUAUAAAAAAGACUAAACAUACGACAACUUUGAUAAGCAAAAAGAGUUUACGCACAACAAACGAAACACAAAAUGUGUUCUAUGAAAGCGGUAAAGGUUAUGCCCAUCUCUAUUGGAAGUUUGAGAAACAUAUUUAUCCGUUGUACAAAUGUUUAGAUAUAAUUAGAUUAAAGGAAAUUCGCCCUUUAUUGACAAGAAUGAAAAUUCUGCGAACUAAGUAUGAUGUCAAUCAUGAAAAAAAGAAUUUCAAGAACUUGGGAUUUGUAUUAGGUGGUAUUGGCAUAACCAUAGUUCUUUGCGAAGCCAAAAAUCACAAGGAUUAUAAAAGAAGGUAUAGAUAUAAAUAUGCGACAUCCACUGGGUUGGACAGCAUUGCAUCUUGCUGCUAUUAAUGCAAAACCAGAAGUUGUAAAACUUUUAUUAAAACAUGGAGCAGAUGUUAAUGCUCCAGAUGAAUUCAUUAAUGUUUAUGGGACUGCCAUAGAAAAGGGAUUACAUACAUUAGAUGUGCUUGCAAUAAGGGAGGAAGAAUUUUGUGAUCAACUGAACAGUAGAGCUACCUUUAAAGGUUGUACAGCGUUACAUUAUGCUGUAUUGGCAGAUUCCGAGGCUUGUGUGCUUGCAUUAUUAGAAGCAGGAGCUGAUCCAACAAUGAAAAACGAAUCAGGACAUCGUGCAGUAGAAUAUGCUAAAGAUGGAGCGCUCAAAGAAAUGCUCAUAAAACGUGCGAUAAAAUAUGAUGAAAUAAUGAAGGAAAAACUAUUAGGAGAAAAGACAAUGGGUGGAUAGAUGAAAAACAUCCCCUAGUAUUUCUUUUCUUAGGUUCAUCAGGAAUUGGAAAAACUGAAUUGGCUAAACAAUUAGCUGCAUAUAUACAUAAAAAUAAACAGGAAGGAUUUAUUCGAUUAGACAUGUCUGAGUAUCAGGAGAAACACGAAGUUGCCAAAUUGAUUGGUGCUCCACCAGGAUAUGUGGGUCAUGAUGAUGGUGGACAAUUAACAAAACUUUUAAGGAAAUGUCCAAAUGCUGUGGUAUUAUUUGAUGAGGUUGACAAAGCUCAUCCUGAUGUACUGACUGUUCUGUUACAAUUAUUUGAUGAAGGAAGACUUACCGAUGGUAAAGGUAAAACAAUCGAAUGCAAAAAUGCAAUUUUUAUAAUGACAUCGAAUUUGGCAAGCGAAGUAAUCGCUGAUCAUGCGGUACAUCUUAGAGAAGAAGCUCAACGUGUAAUAGAUCAAAAAUUGGAUAAAAAUGUUGAUGUAGAGGAGGAUCCAGAACAUAUUGAAAUAUCUCGUAAUUUUAAAGAUGAAGUAGUGAGACCAAUAUUGAAGUCACAUUUUGGUAGAGAUGAGUUUUUGGGCAGAAUAAAUGAAAUCGUAUAUUUUUUACCAUUUUCUCAAUCUGAACUUAUAACAUUAGUGGCAAGAGAAUUAGAAGCUUGGGCAGAUCGUGCGAAAAAAAGGCAUAAAAUAGAAUUGAAGUGGAAUAGAGAAGUUCUGUCACUUUUGGCUGAAGGAUACGAUACCCAUUACGGAGCACGUUCUAUUAAAUACGAGAUUGAAAGACGCGUUGUUAAUCAAUUAGCUGCUGCUCACGAAAAAGGCCAAUUAGAAAAAGGAUGUUGUGUAUUAUUAAAAGUCAAAUGGAAUAAAAAUAACGCAAAUAUAGCGUUGUCAAUACGACGUAAGGGUGCUAAAGAUUUUGUCGAUCUUUCUACAGAGAAUUUGACAAAAAAUAUAAAUCCUGCAUUUUAA
Heterotrigona itama is the source of this 1788-nucleotide messenger RNA. The record is from the annotation of a GenBank genome assembly. Lineage: Eukaryota; Metazoa; Arthropoda; Insecta; Hymenoptera; Apidae.